AUGUCGGACCUCCAUGGGCGCAAGGUCUUCAAGGUCUUCAACCAGGACUUUGUCGUUGAUGAACGGUACAAUGUGACCAAGGAGCUGGGUCAGGGAGCCUACGGCAUCGUUUGCGCCGCUGUGAAUGCGCAGACAAACGAAGGCGUUGCCAUCAAGAAGGUGACAAAUGUGUUCAGCAAGAAGAUCCUCGCAAAACGUGCUUUGCGGGAAAUCAAAUUACUCCAGCACUUCCGAGGCCAUCGCAAUAUUGCUUGUUUAUAUGAUAUGGACAUCCCCAGGCCAGAUAACUUCAACGAGACUUAUAUCUACGAGGAGUUGAUGGAGUGUGAUUUGGCUGCUAUUAUCCGCUCCGGCCAGCCCUUGACGGACGCCCAUUUCCAGUCUUUCAUCUACCAAAUCCUAUGUGGUUUAAAGUACAUUCACUCGGCCAACGUUUUACAUCGAGACCUGAAACCUGGGAAUCUGCUCGUGAACGCGGACUGCGAACUUAAAAUCUGUGACUUUGGUCUGGCUCGAGGUUUCUCGAUUGAUCCCGAGGAGAAUGCCGGCUAUAUGACCGAAUACGUCGCUACACGGUGGUAUCGUGCUCCCGAGAUUAUGCUGAGCUUCCAGAGCUACACAAAAGCCAUCGAUGUCUGGUCUGUGGGCUGUAUUCUCGCCGAGCUGUUGGGUGGUCGUCCAUUCUUCAAGGGCCGCGACUAUGUCGACCAACUCAACCAAAUCCUUCAUUACCUCGGUACCCCUGCUGAAGAUACCCUGUCUCGAAUUGGAUCGCCUCGUGCCCAGGAAUACGUUCGGAACCUACCAUUUAUGCCAAAGGUUCCAUUCCAGCGCCUCUUCCCCAACGCCAACCCGGACGCCCUCGACCUCCUUGACCGCAUGCUUGCAUUCGACCCUUCUCAACGUGUAACCGUCGAGGACGCCCUAGAGCAUCGCUACCUCAACAUCUGGCACGACGCGUCCGAUGAGCCUUCGUGCCCAACCACUUUCGACUUCCACUUUGAAGUUGUCGACGAUGUCGGCGAGAUGCGCAAGAUGAUCCUCGACGAGGUUGUCAACUUCCGCGCCCUUGUUCGCCAACAACAGCAAGCCGCCUAUCAAAACCAACAGCAACAGCAAGUUGCACAGAAUGUCCCUAUUCCAGAGCACAGCCAAGGCACAUGGAAACAAGAUGAGCCCCGGCCACAAGAAGCACCUCUUCCCGGUGCAGGUCAGAACGACCUCGAGGCAUCACUCCAGCGAGGUAGUGACUUUGCACAUUAA
This is a messenger RNA of Talaromyces atroroseus, 1263 nucleotides long. RefSeq names its product Mitogen-activated protein kinase spm1. Gene Ontology annotation, molecular function: ATP binding; MAP kinase activity. Bases 1 to 1263 code for a protein of 420 amino acids. Gene Ontology annotation, cellular component: nucleus; cytoplasm. Gene Ontology annotation, biological process: protein phosphorylation; intracellular signal transduction. Lineage: Eukaryota; Fungi; Ascomycota; Eurotiomycetes; Eurotiales; Trichocomaceae. The record is from RefSeq and is a predicted model, not a curated record. The transcript is spliced from 5 exons.